AUGGCUACAGCAACACCACAAAUUACCGGAGAGUCUGUUCAAACGACAUUAGAGGUAUUAGAUAAAGUUGGUGUAAAAGACAACAUCGAAGAAGCAAUUCGGAAUAUUGAUAAAGAUACUCCGGAACAAAGAGAAGAAGAGAAAAGAAUUACCAGGCGCAUUUAUAGAGACUUAGUAGUAGUUUUGGCAACUUCCUUUAUAAUGUAUUUAUUGGAUCAUUCGUUUUCACCGAAUGGGAUUUCAGAAAUAUUUCAACCGUUGUCACCUGCAAGAUUACAAGGCCCAAUUUAUUAUAAUGGAAUAUUAAAAGGGUUCAAUUUAUUAAAGCCAAAAGUUGAAUCUUAUAAUACAUCAGUCAAGAAAUUGGACGCUCAAUUUUCUCAAAUUUUGGGCGCAAUUUCACAAGUCCUGAUCAUUAUCGCAGCUUCAUUCUCCGCCAGUAGUAAUAUAACAUCUCUUAAUGGAAUCUCCGAUAGUGGUAUUGAUACUGCCUUUCCAACUGGACUUGGAGGUUUUAUACAAAUUGAGAAUAAUCAAGUUGAAGAAGAAUCAAUAGCAGUAAAACAUGCCGCCGGAUUUGCUAAAACCACUUUACUGGUAGCAGUUUUAGCUAUAAUUAUGACAUCUAUAAUGAAUGUUAUUAGUUGGAUGAUAGGUAUCUGGAAA
Entrophospora sp. SA101 is the source of this 666-nucleotide messenger RNA. Lineage: Eukaryota; Fungi; Glomeromycota; Glomeromycetes; Entrophosporales; Entrophosporaceae. The record is from the annotation of a GenBank genome assembly.